This is a messenger RNA of Podospora pseudopauciseta, 1043 nucleotides long. RefSeq lists its product as uncharacterized. The transcript is spliced from 2 exons. The coding region runs from base 607 to 1038 and encodes 143 amino acids. The record is from RefSeq and is a predicted model, not a curated record. NCBI's taxonomy places the organism in Eukaryota, Fungi, Ascomycota, Sordariomycetes, Sordariales, Podosporaceae.
GUGUUGACUCGAAUUUGGCUUGGGCGAGGGAGACGAUUUCGGCGAGGUGCUCGUCCAUUGCGGUAAUGGCGUACAAAACAACUACACUUGGGGAAGUGUGGUAUAAUUCAAGGUGUAAGUGAAAGGUGCCGACGGGAAGUGUAGUUUGUGCUUCGGAGUCGCUCGAGGAUUGGGUUCAGAGCAAGCAAUGCAGCAACUGCAAACUCGGAUGCAAAUGCCGAGUUUUUGUCAGUUUACACCUCAUUCAAAAACUAGAAAAAAAAAACACAGUUACAAUAUGAACGUUACAAAGCCCCAGCUUUCCAAACAGUUGUCGUUGAAGAUGAAGUUGAACUCGCCGGUGCGGAGACAGCAGCUAUCGGGAGGAAUCGCCGGAGCGGAGGUUCAAAGCGGUGACUCCGCCACGGCGCCGUUGCCGAAAAGCUCCAUCUAUCAACCUCACCUCUCAACUUUUACAACUCACUCACUUGACUUGCCCACAAUCUCAACUUUUGUUCUCACAGCAAUCUCACACUCAAAAUAUCUACAAUUAACCAGACCUCUUCAAGUUGCUCCCACCAAAUUUUUAUCCUCCAGCACCUUCAGCGGAGUUGCCCGCAUCUCAAAAUGGCAGACGACCUCCUCUUCAACCUCAACCUAGGCUCCUCCUCCGAAUCCGACCCCGAAGACCUCGCCUCCUGCCCCGCCAAACAACCCGUCUCCCGAGCUGACCGCUCCGCUCUCUCGCAGUCAGCGUUUGCAGCCCUGAAAAAAGAAUAUAUCCCCCGAGUCGAGAACGGCGAUUUAUGGACUCAAAUCCCUCUCCCUCUCACCCCCGAACCAGACGCCAACCGCGGCGGUCUAAUCAGCAAACCCCAAGCCCAAGACUUGCUGCACGCAGUGGAGGAGUUGUAUUUCUACCGACGCUAUUCCGACGGGAUAGGGUUCGUGAAAAAGAUAAUGGCUGACGGGGGAGAACAAAAAAUAGACCUGGAGACGAGGGAGCUACUGCGCAAGUAUGAGGGGAGAUGUAAAUCAAAACUGGAGUCGUCACAAUGAUAUCC